Bolinopsis microptera is the source of this 823-nucleotide messenger RNA. RefSeq lists its product as uncharacterized. NCBI's taxonomy places the organism in Eukaryota, Metazoa, Ctenophora, Tentaculata, Lobata, Bolinopsidae. The transcript is spliced from 5 exons. Gene Ontology annotation, biological process: mitochondrial electron transport, cytochrome c to oxygen. Gene Ontology annotation, cellular component: mitochondrial envelope. The record is from RefSeq and is a predicted model, not a curated record. The coding region runs from base 23 to 517 and encodes 164 amino acids.
CAAAUAAUUUGAGGGCACAACCAUGUCAAACGGUCUCGGACGUGGGCUGUUUCAACUUGUAAAAGAAACGGCGAAGAUGUCAAAGGUGAUCACUACAGAGAUGCUGAACCCUUUCCACUGGGCCAAAUCCAAAAAGGAUUACAAGAUGAUGGUGGAAAGGAAAGUGCCUGGAGCACUUGACAGGAUGGAGAAAGGUGAAAUUAUCCCUGAAUGGGAGUAUGUUACAGAAGGGAAACUUGGGUGGGAAUAUAGACAAGUCCUGGCUGGUAACCCCGACCCCUGGUGUGUGGAGGGUGUGUUCUACCCCCGAACUGACCACACUCGCCCUCACAUUAUCUACACUAUGGAGGACUACCGUGUUAUUGGUUGUGUAGACUGCAUGGACGACCAGCAUUACAUCAAUUACAUGCUCAUAAGAGUUAAUGAGAUGGGAAGAUGCAGGGAUUGUGGAUCUUGUUACGCAUGUGUUCCUCACCCUGAACCUGAUCUAAUCUGGGAGGAUCCUGUCCAUCACUAGUGUUUUAUACUGGACUUCAUUCACCUGCUCUGAGAAACUGACUCUUAAUCUGAAAUAUUUUAGCUAGCUAUUAUAAGAGGGUUUGAUUCAAAUUUCAAGUAACAAAUUAACAAGUUUGUCAUGGCUCGGCCUCCUUAUAAAAGGCUCGAUCUAGGCUCAAAUCUAGCUAAUUUAUUUAUAUACCUUUAAUUCUAUGAUUUGUUAAUACCCCUGAGGUAACGAUUGCUAUACAGUAAAAUUAAGAUUGUGAUCUCUGAAUGUGACGUGACGUUGAAAUUUUUCUAAAGUGUUUUGUUUGGAAAUCAA